AUGAUCAUGAAACUAAUUAUCAUAAUCUAUCGUUUAAGGAUGAAUAACAAAACAAAAGUGCAAGUGAAACCAACGGCGUCGUCAACAACAAACUUAUUCAUUCCAGAUUGGAAAUGGAACAUUUUGAAAAAAAGAAAGGAAAAAUUAUGUAGUGUUGAUUCAACACUUCCAACUAUUCCGCAGUGGAAGUUAGAAGUGCUACGUAAGCGACAGGAGCAAAGACCGGGUCAAAGUUCAAAGAAUAACAGCUUGGAAAGGUAUCAACGUGGUAACAGUUUGGAAAGGAAAUAUUUAAACUGCAACAACGACGAAGAUGACAUAGCUGUUUUUAAUAAAUUAUUAAGGAGGGAUCGGCAUAUGCAUUCCUCUGUUCCUAACCUCAAUGAAAUAAACACCUAUCUAGACAUCUACAACGACGAAUUAAACAGCAGCGAAAUCGACAACAACACAGAAAGAUUGAUUCCCAUCAUAAGCAAUCCAAUUUUGAGAUCUGAUCUGGAAGUAAGAAGAGCCAGACUAUCGUUAAAUGACGAUGGCGAUUAUGAUAAUGACGAUCAGAUGAUAAAGAAAUUAAGUGAAGAAAUAAAAAAUGAGGAUAGGCCGUUGGGAGAGGUUGAAUAUGGGAGAGGAUUUGUUGGUAAGCUGCUUAAAAAGUUUUCAUCUCUAGUCAACAUCGAGAAAGAUAGUAAAUUCAAAAUUAAAUCGAAUUUUUAUACAAACAAUAACAAAACAGCGUGUAAGAUCAUCAACAACAGUAAUAACAAUCAGCCAGUAAUAAAAAGUGGCUUGUUUCACAACAGCAAUAACAACAAAAACAAAAACCUUAAUAACCAAAAUAUGAAUAUUCUUAACAUGAGCGAUAAUAACAGCAAAUUGAACGCGAUCACUUUAACGCGAAGUGUAAAUUCUAAGAACAAUGAAGAAGUUCGUAAUAUCUCUCACGACAGCACGACAGCAAACAAUCAGCGCAACUUUAACGACCAGUUUAGCUAUCAUUGUUCUACCAAUGCAAGAGCUAAUCGAAAAUUUACUUCAGACAAAGGCGGUGACAGAUAUUUAUGGUUAAACAGCUACGAUAACUUAUAUUCUGAAAAUCAUAGUAUCAUUAGCAGCAACAGUUUGGAUAGCGCUUUUGUUAACAAUAACAAGAAAAUAAAAAAAUCUAGUCAAAGUUUGUUGAACGUUAGUGAGGUUCAUUCCGGACAUACGAACCAAACUGCACCUAAUAAGUCGCAAAGAUUGUCCUUGUCAGAAGUUGACGAAUUUCCGAAAGAAAAUCAAGUAAAAUUGACCAAGUCAGUGUUUGAGAAAAGUUGUUUGGAUACAGUUGAUCAUCUGGACAGGGGAGAUAUGAUGUCCUUACACAACUCCAAAUAUUAUAGUGCGAAAGCAAAAACAGGUGAUCCAAAAAAACCAUCAAAUCAGUCGAGGAAUAUAACCAACAACAUUGAGCAGAAGAGCGUUAUUUCUGGAAAACAUGGAAGAAACCAAGUUGUCAACAACGACAUAAAUUUGCCAGAUAUUUUGGUUUCAACUUCAAUACAACAACAAAUCAACACGGACAAUAAUAUGAAACAGAGCAAAAAUAAAAAUGAACCAAAUUACAAAACGUACAAUUCUCCACGUACUGUCUCCAACUUACCGACAUCUUACCAAAGUCUUUCAAAGACAGCAACGCCUGUACAACAACAACCGACUGCACAUAACAUUAAAAAUAACAACAACAACAUCAACCAUGACGACAACAUCAACCACAACAGUGUAAACAAACCAGGCAGCUUACUAAUAAGAUCAUCUUCCAAUUUAAUCUCUCAAACGGUCGCUCCUUACAACAACAUCACCAAUCUUCACAAAACAAACAACAGCACAUCAAACAGAAAACCAUCGUCUAACAACAACCAACAAGUGCAUGGUACUUCUUAUCAAAACAACAGAAAGAAUAAUGAUGGUGAUGACGACGACGAUGUUCCAGUAACAAACAUAGAUAGUAUUAUGAUGGAUGAAGUUGUCGAUACUAAUAUCAGUUACGUCAAUAACAACAAUACAAACAACAUCAACGCACAACAACAUUACACUCAUCAACCAAGAUCCCCUAGUUCAACGUCAUCAUCAUCUGUGUCAUCAUCAUCAUCACCUUCAAAGUAUUCGAAGUCUAGGCAGCAUUCUCCUCCACCAUCUGCUUUUAAAAAAUCACCACCAUCAGUAACGUCAUCAUCGUCAUCAUCGUCAUCAACGUCACCAUCGUCACCACCAUCCAAUAACGUUGGUACUAUUUAUGGCAAUGGUGUUUUUGAUGAAUCGAAAGAAGGAGAACCCGUGGAAAGUUCGAAAAGCACAUUCACUUUUGAAGGGGAAGGAAUUAUUUAUGGAAAGUCUGUACUGGCAAAGAAUGAGAAGAAGACAAAGACAAAAAAAAGUAGGAGUAAAUUAAACACUUUCAAAAAUGAUGAACAGGCAGUGACUUUUGUAGGGCCACACACUCCUCCACAAAUAUUUGAGUACCCAGCUGAUCCAUAUGAUGAUUAUGAUCAGCAAUCGUACCGCUACAAUGACUACAAAGUUGAUGGUGAAGAUGAUGACGAUGAUAAUGAUGGUGAUCGCGAACGAGCAAUGAACGGCGGAGAACUACUUUUGAUGAAGAAUAAAAAUGUGUUGAAGUCGCCAUCCGUUGGAAGUUCAACGUUAGCUUCCUACAAAUCAAGAAACCAAGUAGAUUUCGAAUUCGGGUCGACCAAUCAGAAUUUUUUCAAUUUAGGUCAACAAAUGAACGACGACUACAACUUUAAAGCCGGUGACCAUGACCUGAUUAACGGGGAAAUGGACUAUUUGGUCCCUGCCGCACCCAAUCCGUGGUCAAGUUCAGUUACAGCUGAUAUUCUCUUCUAG
Helobdella robusta is the source of this 2886-nucleotide messenger RNA. RefSeq lists its product as hypothetical. The record is from RefSeq and is a predicted model, not a curated record. Lineage: Eukaryota; Metazoa; Annelida; Clitellata; Rhynchobdellida; Glossiphoniidae. Bases 1 to 2886 code for a protein of 961 amino acids. The transcript has 4 exons.